Molecule: messenger RNA, 5266 nt
Organism: Etheostoma spectabile (orangethroat darter)
Lineage: Eukaryota; Metazoa; Chordata; Actinopteri; Perciformes; Percidae
Product: transcriptional repressor scratch 1
Biological process (GO): regulation of DNA-templated transcription
Molecular function (GO): RNA polymerase II cis-regulatory region sequence-specific DNA binding; DNA-binding transcription factor activity, RNA polymerase II-specific
Source: RefSeq, a predicted model, not a curated record
CACACACACACACACACACACACACACACACACACAGCGCCGUAUAAAUGCCAACAGCUGAUCGCAAGACGGCACACUCACGGGAACACCUCGCGGACGUUGCAGAAAGAGAGAGAGACCGAAGGGAAGAGAGAGAGAGAAGAGAGAGGGAUACAGAAAGACGGAAGCUGUUGAUCCAUUUGGCCACAGGGAAUCUUAUUGUGAUUUUUUACCGACCUGAGUAUUAGUCAUUUACGGGAAUUAAGGACUAUUUUUGCGGGAGGGAGAGAAAAGAGCAAGGUGUCCGACAUUUUUUGAAAGCUUCCAAAAUCGUCCUGUCUUUUUCUCUUCUUUCUAUUUUCUUCGCAUCCCUCCCUCCUCCUCUUCUUUCUCCCCCAUCUCUUCGUCCUCUUCUUUAAAGGAGCCCGGGACCGCUGCACGCGCUACAGGGUGCCUUCCACCGUUAUUUAUUAUUUUUUUUUAUUAUUUUUGAGUGCUCACGAGCCUCUGCCCCCUGUCCGCGAGCACAGAGUGCGCGUGGCACCCCCGCUGGGAGCUGUCCGGUGCUGAAGUUGCAUUUCUCACCCUCUCUGCACGGGGACUAAAGCAGAGAGACAGAGGACAGCCAAAAAGACAGAAACAGAAAAGAAAGACUAACUAAGCGUUGGUUGAACUAUUUUACCGGAUCAACUCACAGCUCGCGAUUCUUCCAAAAUCGGAAGACAAUCUUCCUCCGGUUCGCCUGUCUUGUUGGUGUGUAACGGGCGAAUCAGCACGCUGGCCAGGCCGUCGGCAAACGGCUGUGUUUGUGAGUGUGUCUCGUUGUGUUUGUGAGAGUGUGUGUGUGUGUGUGUGUGUGUGUGUGUGUGUGUGUGUGUGUGUGUGUGUGUGUGUGUGAGUGUGUGUCGGUGUCGCACCACCAUGCCAAGGUCGUUCCUGGUGAAAAAGGUGAAAUUAGAUGAUUUCUCCAACGGAGCGGAUUUGGAGAACGUCUACCGGCACAGGACAGACCUCAGCCUGCGGCUCCAUGACAAAGCUGGUUACAUCAGUGACUACAUCAGCCCUGUUGUGUACGAUGGUGAGAGUGACGGGAUCAAGGUGCCCUCCCCUGACCCCCUUUACGAUGGUAUCCACAGUGACUACGGGGCCCCUGACUCGGAGUCUCCUGACAGUCCUGGCUCAGAAAUCACUGACGGCUACAUCAACGGUGAUGCUGCUGUGAGUGAGGGAUACACAGUCGAUGCCUUCUUCAUCACAGACGGCCGCUCGAGGAGGAAAGCUAUCAGCAGUCCCAGGACCAUCCAGAGGCACACCUGCAAUGAGUGCGGAAAAACCUACGCCACGUCUUCCAACCUGAGUCGGCACAAACAAACACACCGCUCGCUGGACAGUAAGCUGGCAAAGAAAUGUCCAACCUGCGGUAAGGUGUAUGUGUCCAUGCCCGCCAUGGCCAUGCACCUGCUCACUCACGACCUCAAGCACAAGUGUGAUGUGUGUGGGAAAGCGUUCAGUCGACCCUGGCUUUUACAGGGCCACAUGCGCUCCCACACAGGUGAGAAGCCAUUUGGAUGCGCCCACUGCGGCAAGGCCUUUGCAGACCGCUCAAACCUGCGCGCUCACAUGCAGACCCACUCGGCCUUCAAGCACUUCAAGUGUAAACGCUGCAACAAGACCUUCGCUCUCAAAAGUUACCUGAAUAAGCACUACGAGUCUGCCUGUUUCAAAGGCCCCUUCUCUUCUCUCAGCCCCCUAGAUGAAUGACCCCUUGCAUAGAUUAAACAAUGGACAAAACUGCAGACAUAAAUUGCCGUUAUCCCAACAGACUAAACUGCAGACACAAUCUAUUUUUGGUCAGAAUAUGACCUUGCUUUCCCUCCUCUCCCUAUCUCACUUUCCCCCACCUUGCUUUCCAUUGGAGCCUACUCAUGAUGAUGAAGAUAGCACAAUUUUGCUCCUUGAGAUUUGCCCACUUAAGGAUUUAACUGAUCUACGCAUGCACUUCCUCAAAAACUCUUCACCGCCUCUUCCUCUAUCUGUUCUGGAUGGAGACAAUAAUACUAACACAGCUUUCUUCUGGCAUCUAGAUACAGUGUGGCAUCAUAUAUUUUAGGACACUGAUGAUGAUGAUGAGGAUGAGGAUGAUGAGGAUGAUGACAAAGACAUUAGUAAGACUAUAGCUAUUGGGUUCCUCCCUGCACUGAGCAGUGAGAGUUGUUCCUUCUGAUUUUGUUUUUUGGGGGAAUAAUAGUAAUAAUAAUAGUAAUAAUAAUGAUAAUAAUAAUGUUCUGCUGCACCAAGUGACCAUAUUCUCUCCACUACCGAGGUAAAAAUACUAUUUAUUUACUUAUUUAUUUUAGCUUUUUGCUUUCCCUUUUUAUUUGUUUUAUGUUUAUAUUUGAUUUGAUAACAAUGAAGGGAUGCCAUUAACUUAUUUGUUGCACUUUAAUUUCUGUAUUUGGAUAUCUGAAAACCUCUUUUUAUUACUAAAGGCCAAAGCAUAUGUCACUUUUUUAAGUACUAUUUUUUUCCUAUUAUAUUGUUUAACUUUUUUCUUACUAACAUUAUUGCAUGCAAAAAAAAAUGAAAUCUAUGCCAACAUCAUAAAAGCUUAUGAUUUUUUGCCAAAUUCCUAUAGAUAGAACCUGAGGGCAAUAUUUUUCUCUUGGAGCCUACGACUCUUUAAAAGCAAUAAUCACCUAAUGCAUGGUAUUUUAUGAUGAAGUAUUACCUACUACUGUAUAGCAGUUUAAAAAUCAGGUAUGUUUUACUUCACGUAUAGUCAUAAACAGAAAAAGACUAAUAUUACAGACAUCAGGGAACAUGCCAAUGUAGUGUUAGAUUAACAAAAAGAAAAGUCCUGUCUUUCCUCUUUUGUUAUGCACUGCCUGCCUCUUAGUGAGUAGAACUAUUGUAGGAUGUAGGCUAGAGAGGCUGGGAUCAGCUGCCUGCUGGGUGUGAGGCCUAUUGUAGGAUAACUGUUACCCUGACAGACCUGUGCUUGGCUAACUCUAGCAUGAAAUAAGCCUGCUAACAAUAACCAGGGGAGGUCUAAUUUUGGAUUAGGCCUCUCAACUUGCAUUGGAUUAUUGGCCAUUCAUGAAAGUUCUAUAGUUUAUUAAAGGUCCUGGGAUGUUAAAAUGGCACCUAAAUGUGUUGAAAACAUAUUUUCUGUGUCAUGCAGCCAAAUAACAAUAGGCCUUUAACGUACUUUUUAUAACAUUAUUUGUCUUCAUACAGAUAAACAAUAAAAUAAGGUUAAUACAGCAAUCAGAUUGCACCAAGAUGUGCACCAACCAACAUGACAGUAAGCAUAUGGUACUGUAUGGUCCAGUGCACUUCCAAACCAUAAAGCAUGCAUUCUUAAACCACAGAAAAAGAAUGCACUUUAGUUGCAAAUUCCAAUUGCAGCUUAAUUGUUACAGUCCAAUAGACACACAAGGCCAAACACUGAUUAUUCUGCAGUAGGCCCAAUUUAACCCUACUGGGUCGAGCAUGGGCUAACUCUAUGAGUGAUACACCUACAGACAUGCUAACACUAAUCAACCCCAACCCAUAGAUUGUUUGAUUGUUAGAUUGUUUCAACCUUUGAUCUAGGUGGCCGAUGCCAGUGUUGCUGAACCCAGUUCUCUGCAGCUCAGAAACCUUUUUCUACAGAUUCAUGGAGCUUCCUGAGAGACAGACUGAGGACACAGAUCUGCACAAAAAAAAAACUGCUUGAUUAUAUCCCAUAUGCAUUCAUUGUAACCUUGCAUAGACACACAUUCGACAAGUGCAUGCCCACACAUUCGAGCACACAGUGCUUGCUGAUGAGAUGUUGUGGGAAACACACAGGGAGACUCUGUGGCCACAGUCAAGCUUCUAACAGUUGAAAAGAAAUUAGUUUAAUAAUCAGAUGUGAAUCUCUGAUAAAGGCAGUUUUGAUAAUUACAGCGCUUCCUCAGGCAUGAUAUUACUCAAUUAAAGAUUGGGUUGACUGAUAUUCAACACCAUUAAGGGUUUUAGGGACAAAAGGCGAGUCUGCACUGAUACAUGAAACCAUUGCCUAAUUUCAUUCACAUCUCAGAGAUAAAGUUAUAGACCUUUAUUUCAUCAAAGGCAGAAAGAUUGGUAGUAGUCAACUUUUUGUAAUGGAAGUCUUGUGUUACAGGAGACCAUACAAUAUUUAAGUCUUUUACAAAGAAGCUUUUAUUGUGUGAAAAAUGUAGCUCACAAGUCAAUAAGAAAGAGGCGGUUUCUGUUGUGACUGAAGCAAUCAGUAUGCGAGUGAGCAAAUUACAGGACUUAUCUCUCUCCCUGGUGUGUGAACAAGAUUCAAGCUGCAAUUACUUGAAUUGUAUCAGACGAUUAGUCAUAGAGCUUCAACUUGUUAGAGCUGAAAUGUUUGACUUUGUCUUUUUAUCAGUGAUUUUAAAGCCUUGGCCAAAAUACUCACAAUAACUAGUAGAUAAUAAACAUUCAAAUUAGGUGUUUUUAAACACAAGUACUACACAAACACAAUUCCAAAUUAAAAGCACAAGUAUGGCAAAGAGACUAUAUACACAAACCAAACAAAAGCAUAUACUUUCAUAUUUCUUAAUAAACUUAGGAGAAAUCAUCUCUUGGUAGAGAAACAAAUUACAAUAUGAUAUUAUUUUAACCGCCAACUCUGACAUCCUAGCAAGUGAUCAGUGUGACGGGUACAAAGUUGCUAAACAAACCACUGAGUCUCUCUGGCAGCAGUGUCUCCAGUUGUUGUUUACGUAUCACAAAUUGUAUCAUUGUGUUUUAAAACACUUUGCAACUUUGCACUGCAGCCCCAACGUUUUAAGGCUAUUUGGUUAGCGUUGUUGUUAGGUGGCUGUUUGGUGGUUUUGAGGCAGAAAAUCUGUGUGUGUGCGUCUGGCUGUGUCUGUCUCUAGGUGAGCUCCGGGUCUGCUCUCUCUAAGCACUUCCAUUCUAGUCAUCUCCACCUUGAAGAAAGUAGCACAAUGAAACUAGAAUUCAGGUAGAGAAGAAUUAAAAACCUUGUACUAGCUUGACCUCUCUUCUUUUUUUGUAUUUCCAAGUUAAAGAAUGAUGAUAACCUAAAUAAUCAUUUAUUGCAAGAGGGUUUGUAAAGAAUCCUUUGGAUUGAGACAUUUUUACAGCUGUAUAGCGAUAUCUAACACACCUUAUCUCAGAAGGUUUGGCUCUCUGUUGCAGAGAGAGGAUCUCCUGGGGUUUUUUUGAGCCAGAAUUCAGAAAAUGUAAGCACAAUGAACACAAAGCAUUUUGUGGCACUUCAUAAUAAAGAAUAAUCUUAACCAAC